Messenger RNA from Triticum aestivum (bread wheat), 1095 nucleotides. RefSeq names its product LRR receptor-like serine/threonine-protein kinase EFR. Bases 1 to 1095 code for a protein of 364 amino acids. Lineage: Eukaryota; Viridiplantae; Streptophyta; Magnoliopsida; Poales; Poaceae. Gene Ontology annotation, molecular function: protein binding. The transcript is spliced from 2 exons. The record is from RefSeq and is a predicted model, not a curated record.
AUGGCCAUUAGUCAAGCGGCAGGGCUCGCCACCACGCUUAUGCAACUGCCGUCGCUGCUCAUUUCUUGCGGAGUCGGGAGCAUCCUUUGCUCAUCAAUGACGACAGUCCAUGAUAACAGCACGGACAUGAUCUCGCUGCUAGAUUUCAAGCGGGCCAUCAUCAAUGACUCAAGACAAGCCUUGAGAUCUUGGAACGGCAGCGUCCCUCUUUGCAAUUGGGAGGGUGUCCACUGCAGCUCGGGGCGAGUCACUAAGAUGUACCUCAGCGAACGAGGGUUGAUGGGCCGGAUAUCCCCCUCCCUUGGCAACCUAACGUUCCUUAGGACACUGGACCUGUCCAAAAAUGGCUUCACCGGCGAGUUACCUCCUCUCAACCGUCUCCACAGACUGGAAUACCUUGACUUGGAAAAGAAGUCACUGCGAAGGACCAUUCCAGAUACUCUCACAAACUGCUCCAAGCUAAGGAGCCUAGACCUAUCUGCCAACUUACUAAUGGGUGAAAUUCCCCUAGGUAUAGGUCGCCUAUCCAAUCUAAGGAAAGUAUGGCUUUCCUCAAAUAAUCUCACCGGAACAAUCCCACCAAGCCUAAGAAACAAUAGUCAGCUUGAAGACAUCGUGCUUACUGAUAAUAGGUUCACGGGAACCAUUCCUGAUGAGAUGGGAAGUUUCCCAUCUCUUGUUUAUUUAGGCCUUGCUGAAAAUAUGCUAUCAGGUGGAAUGCCAGAAACCCUGUACAAAUACAAUCAGUCUUCUCUCCAAUAUUUAUACUUAUAUUCCAAUAUGCUUGGAAACACACUGCCAUCGAACUUUGGUGACACCUUCCCAGAUCUUAAACAUCUCUGUCUGGACAAUAACAAUUUGGAAGGUCAUCUCCCUGCUUCACUAGGCAAUAUUUCAAGCCUAAGGCUGUUAAACUUGUCUUCCAAUAAUUUCAUUGGUCAAGUUCCAGGUUCUUUUGGUAAUCUUGCACUGUUAGAAUACCUAAUCCUUCAGCGAAACAACUUUUGGGGCUUCAUCCCAAUAGAGCUUGGCGGCUUAAAGCAGCUCACCCAUCUGGAUCUGUCUGAUAAUAAUCUGCAAGGUGGUGUGCCAUGA